Molecule: messenger RNA, 1802 nt
Organism: Talaromyces proteolyticus
Lineage: Eukaryota; Fungi; Ascomycota; Eurotiomycetes; Eurotiales; Trichocomaceae
Product: radH flavin-dependent halogenase
Exons: 6
Coding region: 1-1584 (527 amino acids)
Molecular function (GO): monooxygenase activity
Source: RefSeq, a predicted model, not a curated record
AUGUCUAUUCCAUCUGAGACCACUGUUCUAGUAAUCGGGGGUGGCCCAGGCGGUUCCUACGCAGCCUCUGCGCUUGCUCGUGAGGGCAUUGACACUGUCGUUCUAGAGGCCGAUAUCUUUCCUCGGUACCAUGUUGGGGAAAGUAUGAUACCUUCUAUGCGUCCUUUCUUACGUUUCAUCGAUUUAGAUGACACGUUUCUCAAGUAUGGAUUUGUAAAGAAGACUGGAGCCGCCUUCAAACUAAAUCGCCAGAAAGAUGCCUACACCGACUUUAUUCUAGAACCCGGGGCUGAUAGUCACGCCUGGAAUGUGAUUCGCUCCGAGUCUGACGAGCUGAUUUUUAGACAUGCAGGCAAAUGCGGCUCAAAGAUAUUUGAUGGGGUGAAGGUUACGGGAAUUGAUUUCAUAGCCACUGAAAACCCCUCCCCUCAGAGUGAUGGAUCUGCUAUUGAUCCAGGACGACCAGUUUCUGCAUCUUGGACAGCCAAAGAUGGACGCUGUGGCAGCAUCAAAUUCGACUAUCUUAUCGAUGCCAGUGGCCGUGCCGGUAUGGUCAGCACAAAGUACAUGAAAAAUCGCAGCUACAAUAAAGACUUGAAGAAUGUCGCUAGCUGGGGUUACUGGCGCGGGGCCAUAUCCUACGGGAUUGGCACCCCAAAAGAGGGUCAACCCCUUUUCGAAGCUCUCAACGACACAGAUGGUAGUGGCUGGGUUUGGUUUAUUCCUUUGCAUGACAAAACCGUCUCUGUCGGGGUGGUAAUGAACCAGGAAGCAUCAAGUCGAAAGAAAAGAGAGUCUAGCAGUAGUAAUUCCCGUGAAUUCUAUCUUGAAUCAAUUAACGACGCUAGUGGUGUAACCCACCUACUAAAGAAUGCCACUCUUGAAUCGGAUAUCAAGCAUGCUUCCGACUGGUCCUACAGCGCUUCAGAAUACGGUAACCGCUAUUUGCGCAUUGUUGGGGAUGCAGGAGCUUUUAUAGACCCUUACUUCUCCUCUGGUGUACAUUUAGCCCUCGCAGGUGCUCUUUCUGCUGCUGUGUCAAUAUGUGCCUCUAUACGCAAGGACUGCGAUGAGGAGACCGCGUGGAAAUGGCAUUCGAAUGCAGUCCGCGAAAGAUUUACAAGAUUCUUGCUUAUUGUUAUGACUGUUACUAAGCAAAUCCGAGCCCAAGAAGUCCCAAUAUUAAACAGUGAAAACGAGGAUGGGUUCGACGGGGCUUUCCAUAUUAUCCGACCAGUGAUUCAGGGUCUUUCUGACGUGAAUGGAAAGGCCACCCACAACGAUGUCUCGCACGCUGUUGAAUUCUCUGCAGAAGCUCUUGCCAAAUCAAAAGCAGAUGUGGAAUUAGAUUCAAAGCUGUACACGGAUAGCAUUGAGAAAGAGGCCCUUACUCACGAGGAACAAAGAAUGCUGCGUAUGGUAAAGCAUGUGUUUCGAGACUUCUUCGCAGCGAAUAUUUACGAUGGGUUAAGAGCUAAUUUAGUACGUGGAAACCUGGGUCUUGAAAAGAUUGGCACGAAGAGCGUCUCUCCAGAUGAGAGGUUCGUCGAUACCGCGGUCGAAGCCGCUCAAGUAGCUGCUUAGGAAACCAAGUCGUACUUUAGGAGUUUAGCAGCGAUGCUCGGGCUUGCUUUUAUUGUACUACCAUGACUCGAUUCUGCCCUUAGGCAUUCAAUUGACUAUAAACUCACUUGUCCAGUCUAUGUUAAAACAUAUUGAUGCUGAUGAAUCGCACCUGUUUAACGUUUGAAAUACCUAGUCCUACAAUAGAUCAAAUGUUAUGUGGUAUUCUUAGAUUAUAA